This is a messenger RNA of Pelobates cultripes (western spadefoot toad), 192 nucleotides long. The record is from the annotation of a GenBank genome assembly. Lineage: Eukaryota; Metazoa; Chordata; Amphibia; Anura; Pelobatidae.
AUGGCCGCCGCGGCACGUACUGCGCAUGCGCGGCCGUUAGGAAAAGGGGAAAAAACGGCAAAAGAGCGUUUGCGCAUGCGCGGACCGGCAGAAAACCGCGGAAUAGACCGCGACCAAAACAGAGAGCGGCUAAGGAGAGCAGCUAAGGGCAGCCCUGCUGCACCCACACAAAAACGGAAACGAGCAGGGUAA